This is a messenger RNA of Schistosoma bovis, 702 nucleotides long. The record is from the annotation of a GenBank genome assembly. NCBI's taxonomy places the organism in Eukaryota, Metazoa, Platyhelminthes, Trematoda, Strigeidida, Schistosomatidae.
AUGAACAAGACUAAGAACUAUUUAAACGUAAUUUUUGUAGCCUUUCUGUUAUUAUCAUUAUUAUUACUGACUUGUAAUACAUCACAUGUUCAAAAAAAUAUUUCUCAAAGUUCAUCUACUUGCCAAUUACAACUAGAAUGUAUCGGAGCUAGUUCAUCUGGAUAUGGUCGUGUACGCAUACCUGUUCGAUCAGCUCGAGGGCCAGCUGGACCAACUGGGGAACAAGGAAACCCUGGACCACCAGGUCCUCGCGGAGAAACAACAAAAUUACAACCUAUAUGGAUUCCUAGACCAGUAGAAUAUCAAAUAGCUUUUUAUACAGGUUUGUCAAAAAGUAUUGAGAAUAAACCAGUGAACAAAAAUUGUCAAUUAAUUUUUGAAUCAGUUAUGUUGAAUCUUGGCAACGGAUAUGACAAUACUACAGGUAUAUUCACCGUUCCUGUUUCGGGUGUUUAUAUAUUUGUUGUAGUUAUAUCAGCACAAAGUUAUGAAAAGGCAGGUGUACGAUUACUACAAAAUGGCAAAGUCGUGUUACUUUCAUGGUGUGAAAGUACGUUUUGGGCAACUGUAACUAAUCAAGCUAUUAUUCAAUUAAACAAAAAUGAUCAAAUAUGGUUGGAAUGUAGAGAUGAAGCUUAUCGUUUACAUGGACAUAUGUAUAGCAGCCUAUCUGGUUAUCUUCUUUAUCCACAUGACAUAUAA